UUUCCUUCUGUGUUCUGGGUUUGAAGACAUAUAAUUUAUGUUAUAUGCCUGUAAGUAUCCAAAGGCUUUGUGUAGCAGUCAAAUAUUGAUAUGGGUAAUAGUAUUUGAACUUGAUACGUUUUUUUGAGGUAUGCAAAUGUUUAUUUUGUUUGUUUCGUUAGGGGUGCCAUGGCUGCUGAUUUUGAUGUGGUGAACCUGUUUGUAAUUGCUGCUGCAACACUGGCUAUUCCUAUUGUGGCUUUUGGUGCAUCCUUUCUUCUUUGGCCCUCAGUACUCAUUAGAGUAUACCACUGGUACUGGAGACGGACUCUGGGCCUUCAGGUGCGCUACGCAGACUGCGGCGGCUACCGCUUCUGUUACUCCUGCAGGGGCAAGCCGGGAAUGAGGCCCUCUAUCCUCCUGCUGCAUAGUUUCUCUGCUCACAAAGACACCUGGCUCACCGUUGUCAAGUAUCUACCCAAACAUCUGCACAUCCUCUGUGUGGACAUGCCUGGGCAUGAGGGGACAACCAGAACCAAUAAAGACGAUUAUUCGAUUCAAGGACAGGCCAGACGGAUCCGUCAGUUCGUAGAGGCCAUCCGCUUGAACAGGAAGCCCUUUCAUUUGGUGGGAGCCUCGAUGGGGGGCAGUGUGGCGGGGGUCUAUGCAGCCUGCUAUCCCUUAGAUAUCUGUAGCAUGACACUAAUUUGUCCUGAUGGUAUAAAACAUUUAUCUGAGACCAAAUUCGACAACCAUCUACAAGACCUCCAGCACAACCAGUAUACACUAAGCAUCCCACUGAUUCCAACCACACCGGAGGAGAUGGAAGACAUGUUGAAACUCUGCUCCCAUGUUCGCUUCAAGAUCCCUCAGCAGAUUCUUCAAGGUCUGGUAGAUGUUCGGCUUCCGCACAAUGAAUUUUAUGAAGAAGUUUUCAUGGAACUCAUCAGCGAAAGAUCAAGAUAUGCCUUACAAGAGCACUUGCAUCUGAUUUUUACACCUCUACAAAUAAUAUGGGGCAAAAAGGACCAGGUGGUGGAUGUCUCUGGUGCUGCGAUCAUUGAAGAACAUAUACCUGGGUGCAGAGUGGACCUGCUGGAGAACUGUGGCCACUCGGUGGUAAUGGAAAAGCCCAGACAAACAGCAAAACUCAUAUUAGAGUUCAUCAUCGCAAAGCAAAAUACCACCAAGAAGUCAUCGUGAAACAUCAAAUAUAUAUCAAAUUAUUUUAUUUAAUUGCCAGAUUUAUAUUAGGCCUAGAUAAUGUAGGUCUACUUCCUAAUAGGUGUCAUUAUCUAUAAAGCCCUUUGUGUCUGGUUUAAAUUGAUCUGAAAAUAUUGAUAUUUCCAAUAAAAUAAAAGUUA
Messenger RNA from Gadus chalcogrammus (walleye pollock), 1343 nucleotides. Its product is annotated as monoacylglycerol lipase ABHD6-like. The coding region runs from base 169 to 1182 and encodes 337 amino acids. NCBI's taxonomy places the organism in Eukaryota, Metazoa, Chordata, Actinopteri, Gadiformes, Gadidae. The transcript is spliced from 8 exons. The record is from RefSeq and is a predicted model, not a curated record.